UGCAGUGCACCUCAGAGAAGUGCAUGAAGAAACAAAGAAAAAGUAAGACCAGCACCAUCCACCUCUCCUCUCCAGUGGCGGAGGGCCAGAGGAAGCUUGAUGGAAGCAGCUUGACAGUUUACGGUGACGGCCAGAAGGUGAAGGUGGUGUAUGAGGUCUACCCUGGUGAUGUCCGCACCAUGGAGAAUGGUGCCCACUCCCAGAGACGAGGUCUGUGCAAGGUCACCAGCAGAGUCUAUAUACCAAAUCUGGAGUCAAUUUGACUUAUGGUUCAUGAGAAGAAGAUUUUAAAAGUAUUUUUGGUAUUAUCAUAUGCGCUAACGUGCAUCUAUAGGUACAGUGCGGCCAUAUUUGAAUGCAGCAACAAUUCUUUUCUCAAAACCAGAAAGGCUUGUGAGGAGAAAAUGGUUACAGAUAAUUUUGAGCAUUAGCGUUACAUAUGCAAAGAAUGAGUUGUGAAUAGUUUCCUUGUUUUUUUUAGAUAUCAAUAUCCAAUUCCAUGUGGUUCAUCUUAGGGACGUCCAUGAUAGCGAUGACAAGUUUCAAGUUGAUAGGCCACUGUGGAGUGGAUUUACAGUGGUUUAAAUUGACAAAUAAAAUCAGAUUUUUGAUUUAUCAAUAACCAAGUCAUCUUUUGACCAAUCCCUUUCUCAAACUAAGUUAAGACAUGUACCAUAGGCCUACAUUCCAAACAUUGUGUCAUUUGGUCCUAUGGGUCAUGAGAAGAAGAUUUUAUAAGUUUUUAUUAGCAGAUUUUAGCAGAUUAGCUUAUGUGGUAAUAGGCAUCUACUGGUAUAGUGCGGCCAUCUUUGAAUGCAUCAACGUUAUCUUCUCAAACUCUUUAGGGACUAUUGAAAUUUGGAGUGAAUCUGCCAUUUAGUCCAUGAGAAGAAAGGAAAGGUAAAGGGGGAUACCUAGUCAGCUGUACAACUGAAUGCAUUCAACUGAAAUGUGUCUUCCGCAUUUAACCCAACCCCUCUGAAUCAGAGAGGUGCGGAGGGCUGCCUUAAUCGACAUCCACGUCAUCGGCGCCCGGGGAACAGUGGGUUAAGAAGAUGUUAUUAUGAUUAUUUUGAGCAUUAGCGUUACAUAGUCCAAAAAAGUGAAUUGUUAAUAGUUUUCUUAUAUGUUAAGAUAUCAAUGCCAACUUAACAUGGUUCAUCAUGGUAAUGGAUUUGAUGACCCUAAAAAGUUUCAAGUUGAUGAGCCAUUGUGGAAUGAAUUUAUGAAGGAUUGAAAUGGACACGUAAAAUCUGAUUUCCUUUUCUCAAUCUACGUUAAGAGAUGUACCAUGGGCCUACAUUUGGACUUGUUAAAUGGACUUAUGUUUCAUGAUCAUUUUUUAAAAUGUUUUCUGAAAUUUCCAAGAUGGAGGAAAAUCUAUCCUGACCUUAUAGGUCCUUGAGGCAAAUUUGUUCAGCAAGACACCUACAUGCAACGUUUCAAGUUUCUAGGUCAAACAGGGCGACGGAUAUGAGGGUUUAAGUGAGACUGCUUAUAACAGCGCCACCUAUAGGCCAAUCAGUGCCAUUCUUUUUGACCAAGUUACUCAUGGCCUGUAGUUUCUGUGUGCCAAGUUAGAAAAAGUUACCAAUCUAUGCUUGAGUUAUUUGACCAUGACCAGAAUACAGAGAAUAACAAUGGGUUUCACAGCUUCAUUGUGAACCCCUAAAUAGAGACCAAUGCCUGCUCUAGACAUUCUAUGUCUAUCUAGUUACAAUGUUGUGUUACUGUAUGUUGCAUCCUCAUAUAUGCUGCUGGUGGAGAGACCCUAGUGUAGCGUGUUAGAGAGGAUCUGGUGGUUUUGAGGGACAGGCUGGUGCUUAAUCAGGCCUCUCCAGCAGGCGCAGUGUGAGGUGGGGGCUCACUGCGGGUGUGAUAGAGGGAGACCCCCUCUGAGUCCUGGUGGGCUGGGCGAUAGCAGCAUGAUGGAUUUAUCUUCCCCUUCCACAUUAUACUAGAUUAACUCGCUACGCAAGAACCAACUGUAAACAGCUCAAUGGUGGAUGGGUGUUCUCACUGUGUUGACACCAUUGGUGCAAUUUCACACCUUUUUUUGUGCAUUUUCAUAGCAGGGUUUUCAUUUAAUUCAUGUGACAGAGCCCCUAGCGUGGAUUGUAGUUAUGAUGGGUCUCACAAACACUGGAUAAAAUCGAUUCAGGAAAAGGUAGGAUGUAUAAACAAGUAGGCCGGCCUACUCUUUGAAGAUUAAUUUACUUUUAUGAAUUGUAUAUCACCAAUUGUUAAUGUCAUUCUUAUAUCCAUGGUUAUCAUCUAAACUGUUUAUUUACCUCGUUUUGACUUCUUUAAUUCAUAAUGUUAUGUUCAUGAUGAACCCCAGGCAGGUUUGCUGAGCCAAAUAUAGCUCUUAUCAGCAUACACAGCAUGACUGUUCAAUUUGAAAAUGUGUUUCAGAUGUCUCCCAAAGCGUAGAGUACAUUAUCACAUAUGUGAAGUAUAACUGAAUGUGUCAAAAUGCUGAUGAUGACAGACAUGUCUCCAAACCACUAGUGCCAACAUCACCAUUGAGAAGAGAGAGCGGCGGUUGGAUUUCAUUGUGACCUCAACUAACUCUUAUACCCUUCUCUCAAUCCUGGUUAUCAAAUCCGCUCAGCACCAAGACGGAAAUAAAUAAAGAUGUGGAUAAAAAGGAUGCGCUUUGCAAUGUCUAAGAGAGGGAGAGGGACAUACUUUGAGAGGAUGUAUUGGAGAACAGCACUUGUGAUCUUGGCCUUUCUUAUUCAUGCCAUUACAGGUGAGUGGAUCAAAACAAAUCCAUCAUAUUGGUAAUAUAUUCAAAUGAAUAUUGACAGAGUCUUUGUAAAUCAUAAUAGUGAAGUUCUUGUACUACAUAGAUCAUCUAUUUCAAUAAAUAACAUUUAUGGGUGACUGUUUCAACAAACAAAGACUUCUCUUAAUAGUGUAUAUUUUCUUUAUCUUAGAAAUGCGAGUGACUGGUCAAACGUUGGAUGUGUGUGCCACCUGUCACCCUAACGCCACCUGUGAGAAGAAGGUGGAUGGUGCCGGCAAAGCCUGUAACUGCAUGUAUGGCUUUGUUGGUAAUGGAAGAACUUACUGUCAAGGUGUGUAUCUCCAGGUAUAAACUCAAGAUAAAAUAAUUACUUAUCUUUUAGCUAAUGGGUAUCAGUUCUAUUGAAAUUAUACUAGUAUUUAUUGAUUAUUCUAUUAUUUACCACUAUUCUUCUCUCUUACAGACAAAGAUGAGUGUCAGAUAGGAGCCAAUAAGAUCUGUGGGCAGCACACUGCCUGCCAUAAUACCUAUGGAAGCUACUACUGCACCUGCCUGGCAGGAUACAGCCCUUCCAACAAUAUGGCCAUCUUCAUCCCCAAUGAUGGAACCCGCUGUCAGGGUAAGUUAUAGCGAUUAGUGAUGCUGAAUACUUCAGCAGCUUUGGAACAUUAUGAAAAGAAGGGCAACAUAAAAUUAUACAAUUGGUGAGUCUUCUUAAGCUUUAUAGAUACAAACUUGAUGCCAAUUUUGAAUGAGUGAAUGAAUGAAAGAAUUACAGAUACCACUCCCCAGAUGUUGGUGCCUAAUAACUGGGUACAUUACAUCCCAACCACAUUAACUUAAUAAUACUAACACAACAUUCUUGUUGGUUCUAUCUAGACAUUGAUGAGUGUAGGGUCCAAGGGAUCUGUGGUGAGGGGGGUCAGUGCAGGAACAUGCAGGGGGAUUUUAACUGCCUCUGCCAAGUCGGAUACCAGGUUCACAAUGGAGCAGAGCCCUUCCACCCACACCAGGACAAGGCCUUGUGCAAAGGUAAAUAACACAAACUACUAGGGCUCAGUAUUGUAAGACUUUUCAGUUAAAUUAUAGAUACUAUUUUAAGAGAAUGGAUAAUAAUCAAAGAGCUGUAUGCUUCAAAAAUACAUGUUUCAGAAUCUCUUUGCCUGCCCUAUACUAUACUGCAGCCACUGGAUAUAAUGACAUUAUUUAUAGAACAUUAGCAUAAUGCUAGUAGUGUUAUCAAAAAGUAUGGUAUCUGUAGUGUUGUCCUUUUCUCCAUGUGUAGCCAUUGAUUGUGGACAGCCUCCCUCGGCUCUGAAUGCAGUCCAGCUGUCAGCCACAGGAACACGUUACGGCAGCGUAGCUAAAUUUGGCUGCUCUGAGGGAUUCUUCUGGAAAAGCGGAGAGAACUCCUCCGUUUGUGGGGCAGAAAGUGUGUGGAAGGGCCCAAGUCUUAUUUGUGAAGGUAAAUGUUUUUUGGUGAACUUUUGCAUUAAUUCAUGUAUUUGACAUGUGGAUGGAUGAGUGUUUUGUUUGUAGAGAUUUUUUUAAAUCAUGAACUGCAUCUAGGAAUGGUUACUGGUCAAUGUCAUUGCUUUGCCUCCCAGAGGUUGACUGUGGCUUGCCCCUUGCCCUCCCUCACUCAGUAAUGUUGUGGAAUCAGAGCACCAGGAUGGGCUCUGGGGUGGUUUAUCAGUGUAACUCUGGAUAUUACAUUUACAUUUACAUCAUUUAGCAGACGCUCUUAUCCAGAGCGACUUAUAAAUUGGUGCAUUCAACUUAUGAUAGCCAGUGGGACAAUCACCUUUUUUUUUAUGGGGGGUGGGGGAAGAAGGAUUACUUUAUACUAUUCCAGGUAUUCCUUAAAGAGAUAGGGUUUCAAGUGUCUCCGGAAGGUGGUCAGUGACUCCGCUGUCCUGGCGUCGUGGGGGAGCUUGUUCCACCAUUGGGGUGCCGGAGCAGCGAAUAGCUUUGACUGGGCUGAGCGGGAACUGUGCUUCCGUAGAGGUAGGGGAGCUAGCAGGCCAGAGGUGGAUGAAUGUAGUGCCCUCGUUUGGGUGUAGGGUCUGAUCAGAGCCUGAAGGUAAGGAGGUGCCGUUCCCCUCACAGCUCCGUAGGCAAGCACCAUGGUCUUGUAGUAGAUGCGAGCCUCAACUGGAAGCCAGUGGAGUGUGCAGAGGAGCGGGGUGACAUGAGAGAACUUGGGAAGAUUGAACACCAGACGGGCUGCAGCGUUCUGGAUAAGUUGAAGGGGUUUAAUGGCACAGGAAGGGAGCCCAGCCAACAGAGAGUUGCAGUAAUCCAGACGGGAGAUGACAAGUGCCUGGAUUACGACCUGUGCCGCUUUCUGUGUAAGGUAGGGUACUCUGCGAAUGUUGUAGAGCAUGAACCUGCAGGAUCGGGUCACCGCUUUGAUGUUAGCGGAGAACGACAGGGUGUUGUCCAGGGUCACGCCAAGGUUCUUUGCACUCUGGGAGGAGGACACAAUGGAGUUGUCAACCGUGAUGGCGAGAUCAUGGAGCGGGCAGUCCUUCCCCAGGAGGAAGAGCAGCUCCGUCUUGCCGAGGUUCAGCUUGAGGUGGUGAUCCGACAUCCACACUGAUAUGUCUGCCAAACAUGCAGAGAUGCGAUUCGCCACCUGGUUAUCAGAAGGGGGAAAGGAGAAAAUUAAUUGUGUGUCGUCUGCGUAGCAAUGAUAGGAGAGACCAUGUGAGGAUAUGACAGAGCCAAGUGACUUGGUGUAUAGAGAGAAUAGGAGAGGACCUAGAACUGAGCCCUGGGGGACAUCAGUGGUGAGAGCACGUGGUGCGGAGACAGAUUCUCGCCACGCCACCUGGUAGGAGCGACCUGUCAGGUAGGACGCAAUCCAAGAGUGAGCAGCGACGGAGAUGCCCAACUCGGAGAGGGUGGAGAGGAGGAUCUGAUGGUUCACAGUAUCAAAGGCAGCGGAUAGGUCUAGAAGGAUAAGAGCAGAGGAGAGAGAGUUAGCUUUAGCAGUGCGGAGAGCCUCCGUGACACAGAGAAGAGCAGUCUCAGUUGAAUGACCAGUCUUGAAACCUGACUGGUUUGGAUCAAGAAGGUAAUUCUGAGAGAGAUAGCAGGAGAGUUGGCUAGAGACGGCACGCUCAAGAGUUUUGGAGAGAAAAGAAAGAAGGGAUACUGGUCUGUAGUUGUUGACAUCGGAGGGAUCGAGUGUAGGUUUUUUGAGAAGGGGUGCAACUCUCGCUCUCUUGAAGACGGAAGGGACAUGGCCAGCGGUCAAGGAUGAGUUGAUGAGCGAGGUGAUGUAAGAGAGAAGGUCUCCGGAAAUGGUCUGGAGAGAGAGGGGAGAAAGAAGUCAAAGCAUAGGGUAGGGCAGUGUGAGCAGGACCAGCAGUGUCAUUUGACUUAAUAAAUGAGGAUCGGAUGUCGUCAACCUUCUUUUCAAAAUAUUGACGAAGUCAUCCACAGAGAGGGAGGAGGGAGGGGGAGGAGGAGGAGGAUUCAGCAGGGAGGAGAAGAUGGCAAAGAGCUUCCUAGGGUUAGAGGCAGAGGCUUGAAAUUUAGAGUGGUAGAAAGUGGCUUUAUCAGCAGAAACAGAGGAAGAAAAAGUAGAGAGGAGGGAGUGAAAAGAUGACAGGUCCGCAGGGAGUCUAGUUUUCCUCCAUUUCCGCUCGGCUGCCCGGAGCCCUCUUCUGUGAGCUCGCAAUGAAUCGUCAAGCCACGGAGCAGGAGGGGAGGACCGAGCCGGCCGGGAGGAUAGGGGACAUUGAGAGUCAAAAGAUGCAGAAAGGGAGGAGAGGAGGGUUGAGGAGGCAGAAUCAGGAGAUUGGAGGGAGAAGGAUUUGGCAGAGGGAAGAGAUGAUAGGAUGGAAGAGGAGAGAGUAGCGGGAGAGAGAGAGCGAAGGUUGCGACGGCACAUUACCAUCUGAGUAGGGGCAGAGUGAGUAGUGUUGGAGGAGAGCGUGAGAGAAAAGGAUACAAAGUAGUGGUCGGAUACUUGGAGGGGAGUUGCAGUGAGAUUAGUAGAAGAACAGCAUCUAGUAAAGAUGAGGUCAAGCGUAUUGCCUGCCUUGUGAGUAGGGGGGCAAGGUGAGAGGGUGAGGUCAAAAGAGGAAAGGAGUGGAAAGAAGGAGGCAGAGAGAAAUGAGUCAAAGGCAGACGUAGGGAGGUUAAAGUCACCCAGAACUGUGAGGGGUGAGCCAUCGUCAGGAAAGGAACUUAUCAAGGUAUCAAGCUCAUUGAUGAACUCUCCAAGGGAACCUGCAGGGCGAUAAAUGACAAGGAUGUUAAGCUUGAAUGGGCUAGUGACUGUGACAGCAUGGAAUUCAAAUGAGGAGAUAGACAGAUGGGUCAGGGGAAAAAGAGAGAAUGUCAACUUGGGAGAGAUGAGGAUUCUUGUGCCACCGCCGCGCUGACCAGAUGCUCUCUGGGUAUGCGAGAACACAUGGUCAGACGAGGAAAGAGCAGUAGGAGUAGCAGUGUUUUCUGUGGUAAUCCAUGUUUCCGUCAGCGCCAAGAAGUUGAGGGACUGGAGGGUAGCAUAGGCUAAAAUGAACUCUGCCUUGUUGGCCGCAGAACGGCAGUUCCAGAGGCUGCCGGAGACCUGGAACUCCACCAGAUUAGAGUGGCAGCAGCCACGCGGUGUGAAGUGUUUGUAUGGCCUGUGCAGAGAGGAGAGAACAGGGAUAGACAGACACAUAGUUGACAGGCUACAGAAAAAGGCUACAAUAAUGCAAAGGAGAUCGGAAUGAAAUGAGGGGCCUCCCUCACUUACGUUUCACUGAAACACUCAAAUAUAACUCUCCCAAUUUCCACUUUAGAAUUUACAAUUGUUGUAAACUACAGCGGUUCAAUGUUUUACAAUGUGGGAGAGGGAAAUGUAUCAGUAUGCACUGCUAAUGGACAGUGGGACAAGUCAGCUUUGCUAUGUGAAGGUAUAAUAAAUCACCAUCUGCAAUCACUACCUUACAAGUUAUCUAUAACUAACCCAUAACUGAAUUAACCAAGUGCUUUAACAAAUACCUCCUAGGCCAUGUUGACCAUACCAUGGAAUUAUAUUGUGUGUCCAAAAUGUCAGACAUUAAUGUUUUCCUGAUGGAAAUUGCACACUGUUGUAAUGCUUUCUCUUUAUAGAGAUAACGUGUGGUGAUCCCCCUAUACUGCCCCACACUGGACAGGUGUGGAAUGGCAGCACAAUCCCUGGCAGCACUGUGCUCUUUUACUGUAAAGAGGGAUUUCAUAGAGAGGGAGGAGGGAAUAUUUCCCAAUGCACUAGAGACGGUUACUGGACAAAGGCAACAUUUUCAUGUAAAGGUAAUGUAUAAGACUUUGUCACAUAUUCUCUAGUGAAACCUCCUUUGGGAUUUGCUCUAAUUUAUGUAUGAAUCAUAUCAGAGAGGCCAAAUUUACUUCCUAUACAAAUAUCCUGGUGAAUAAUCUGUAAUCUCAACCAUUCUCUCUGUAGAGGUUGACUGUGGUUCUCCCCCUGUCCUCCCUCACUCAGUAAUGUUGUGGGAUCAGACCACCAGGAUAGGCUCUGUGGUGGUUUAUCAGUGUAACUCUGGAUAUUACAAUGUGGGAAAGGGAAAUGUCUCAGUAUGCACUGCCAAUGGACAGUGGGACCAGACAUUUUUUAUAUGUGAAGGUAAAAUAAAUCUUCCCUCUCAACAUUACCACCUGCAAUCAAUACCUUACAAGUUAUCCAUAAUUAACCCAUAACUGAAUUAACCAAGUGCUUUAACAAAUACCUCCUAGACCAUGUUGACCAUACCAUGGAACAAUAUUGUGUGUUCAAAAUGUAAGAUAUUAAUGUCUGCCUGAUGGAAAUGUGCAGAAAUUGCACACUGUUUUAAUGCUUUCUCUUUGUAGAGAUAAUGUGUGGUGAUCCCCCUAUACUGCCCCACACUGGACAGGUGUGGAAUGGCAGCACAAUCCCUGGCAGCACCGUGCUGUUUUACUGUAAAGAGGGAUUUCAUAGAGAGGAAGGAGGGAAUAUUUCCCAAUGCACUAGAGACGGUUACUGGACAAAGGCAACGUUGUCAUGUAAAGGUAACCGUUUUGCCACAUAAUACUUUGUCACAUAUUCUCUUGUGAAACCUCUUUUGAGAUGUGCUGUUAUCUAUAUGUCAUGUAGGAAUCAUAUCAGAGAGGCCAAAUCUACUUCCUAUACAAAUAUCCUGGUCAAUAAUCUGUUAUCUCAAACCAUUCUCUCAUUCUCUCUGUAGAGGUUGACUGUGGUUCUCCCCCUGUCCUCCCUCACUCAGUAAUGUUGUGGGAUCAGACCACCAGGAUAGGCUCUGUGGUGGUUUAUCAGUGUAACUCUGGAUAUUACAAUGUGGGAAAUGGAAAUGUCUCAGUAUGCACUGCCAAUGGACAGUGGGACCAGACAUUUUUUAUAUGUGAAGGUAAAAUAAAUCUUCCCUCUCAACAUUACCACCUGCAAUCAAUACCUUACAAGUUAUCCAUAAUUAACCCAUAACUGAAUUAACCAAGUGCUUUAACAAAUACCUCCUAGGCCAUGUUGACCAUACCAUGGAACAAUAUUGUGUGUCCAAAAUGUAAGACAUUAAUGUCUGCCUGAUGGAAAUGUGCAGAAAUUGCACACUGUUUUAAUGCUUUCUCUUUGUAGAGAUAAUGUGUGGUGAUCCCCCUACACUGCCCCACACUGGACAGGUGUGGAAUGGCAGCACAAUCCCUGGCAGCACUGUGCUGUUUUACUGUAAAGAGGGAUUUCAUAGAGAGGGAGGAGGGAAUAUUUCCCAAUGCACUAGAGACGGUUACUGGACAAAGGCAACGUUGUCAUGUAAAGGUAACCGUUUUGCCACAUAAUAUUUUGUCACAUACAGUGAGGGAAAAAAGUAUUUGAUCCCCUGCUGAUUUUUUACGUUUGCCCACUGACAAAUAAAUGAUCAGUCUAUAAUUUUAAUGGUAGGUUUAUUUGAACAGUGAGAGACAGAAUAACAACAAAAAAAUCCAGAAAAAUGCAUGUAAAAAAUGUUAUGAAUUGAUUUGCAUUUUAAUGAGGGAAAUAAGUAUUUGACCCCCUCUCAAUCAGAAAGAUUUCUGGCUCCCAGGUGUCUUUUAUACAGGUAACGAGCUGAGAUUAGGAGCACACUCUUAAAGGGAGUGCUCCUAAUCUCAGCUUGUUACCUGUAUAAAAGACACCUGUCCACAGAAGCAAUCAAUCAGAUUCCAAACUCUCCACCAUGGCCAAGACCAAAGAGCUCUCCAAGGAUGUCAGGGACAAGAUUGUAGACCUACACAAGGUUGGAAUGGGCUACAACACCAUCGCCAAGCAGCUUGGUGAGAAGGUGACAACAGUUGGUGCGAUUAUUCGCAAAUGGAAGAAACACAAAAUAACUGUCAAUAUCCCUCGGCCUGGGGCUCCAUGCAAGAUCUCACCUUGUGGAGUUGCAAUGAUCAUGAGAACGGUGAGGAAUCAGCCCAGAACUACACAGGAGGAUCUUGUUAAUGAUUUCAAGGCAGCUGGGACCAUAGUCACCAAGAAAACAAUUGGUAACACACUAUGCCGUGAAGGACUGAAAUCCUGCAGUGCACGCAAGGUCCCCCUGCUCAAGAAAGCACAUAUACAGGCCCGUCUGAAGUUUGCCAAUGAACAUCUGAAUGAUUCAGAGGAGAACUGGGUGAAAGUGUUGUGGUCAGAUGAGACCAAAAUUGAGCUCUUUGGCAUUAACUCAACUCGCCGUGUUUGGAGGAGGAGGAAUGCUGCCUAUGACCCCAAGAACACCAUCCCCACCGUCAAACAUGGAGGUGGAAACAUUAUGCUUUGGGGGUGUUUUUCUGCUAAGGGGACAGGACAAAUUCACCGCAUUAAAGGGACGAUGGAUGGGGCCAUGUACCAUCAAAUCUUGGGUGAGAACCUCUUUUCCUCAACCAGGGCAUUGAAAAUGGGUCGUGGAUGGGUAUUCCAGCAUGACAAUGACCCAAAACACACGGCCAAGGCAACAAAGGAGUGGCUCAAGAAGAGGCACAUUAAGGUCCUGGAGUGGCCUAGCCAGUCUCCAGACCUUAAUCCCAUAGAAAAUCUGUGGAGGGAGCUGAAGGUUCGAGUUGCCAAACGUCAGCCUCGAAACCUUAAUGACUUGGAGAAGAUCUGCAAAGAGGAGUGGGACAAAAUCCCUACUGAGAUGUGUGCAAACCUGGUAGCUAACUACAAGAAACGUCUGACCUCUGUGAUUGCCAACAAGGGUUUUGCCACCAAGUACUAAGUCAUGUUUUGCAGAGGGGUCAAAUACUUAUUUCCCUCAUUAAAAUGCAAAUCAAUUCAUAACAUUUUUGACAUGCAUUUUUCUGGAUUUUGUUGUUGUUAUUCUGUCUCUCACUGUUCAAAUAAACCUACCAUUAAAAUUAUAGACUGAUCAUGUCUUUGUAAGUGGGCAAACGUACAAAAUCAGCAGGGGAUCAAAUACUUUUUUCCCUCACUGUAUAUCUCAUUACUAGUGGUUGUCAUCCUGUUUGAUCAAUCAAAUAGGGUGGAAUUAAUUAUUCCCGGUGUUUGCAUCAAAGUGGAUGUGUUGUGUGGGUUGGUGCAGCCCCUCCUUUACCUCCACAGGGCUGGGAAACUGCCCUGUAUUAGGAGUCCAAGAGAUGAUUGAGGUGGAAAUGUACCCCCUCUCUCUCCAUCUUUUUUCAGUCGCUAAAAUCACAAAUACACAUAUCUUCACUCACACGCACACACACCACAAGUGUUCAGGCUGUGGGUGGAUUUGCUUAAUAGACGUAUCAAUCCUCUCGGUCAGACAGAUGUAAAUCUGACACUCCUCAUAGGAGAGACACUUUUCAACACCACAGGUCAGACCCAAUUUGGGUUGUUAAAAGCUACAGUCUGGGAUUUAAAAAACAAAACACUCCCCCUGACACAGGUAUACAGCUGACAGUCCAUGGCAUCCACAUAAUAGUUUCAAACAUAAUUGGAAGAGCAAUGUAUAGCUCUAUAUUGGUUUGUUUAUGAAUAAUAAAAAACAUUUAGUGCUAUGAUAGGGUAUGACAGUUGUGCUAAGCUAAAAUGUAGCUAUGUUUUUUCCCUCACUGUAUUCUCUUGUGAAACCUCUUUUGAGAUGUGCUGUAAUCUACAGUGGGGAAAAAAAGUAUUUAGUCAGCCACCAAUUGUGCAAGUUCUCCCACUUAAAAAGAUGAGAGAGGCCUGUAAUUUUCAUCAUAGGUACAUGUCAACUAUGACAGACAAAAUGAGAAAAAAAAUUCCAGAAAAUCACAUUGUAGUAUUUUUAAUGAAUUUAUUUGCAAAUUAUGGUGGAAAAUAAGUAUUUGGUCAAUAACAAAAGUUUCUCAAUACUUUGUUAUAUACCCUUUGUUGGCAAUGACACAGGUCAAACGUUUUCUGUAAGUCUUCACAAGGUUUUCACACACUGUUGCUGGUAUUUUGGCCCAUUCCUCCAUGCAGAUCUCCUCUAGAGCAGUGAUGUUUUGGGGCUGUCGCUGGGCAACACAGACUUUCAACUCCCUCCAAAGAUUUUCUAUGGGGUUGAGAUCUGGAGACUGGCUAGGCCACUCCAGGACCUUGAAAUGCUUCUUACGAAGCCACUCCUUCGUUGCCCGGGCAGUGUGUUUGGGAUCAUUGUCAUGCUGAAAGACCCAGCCACGUUUCAUCUUCAAUGCCCUUGCUGAUGGAAGGAGGUUUUCACUCAAAAUCUCACGAUACAUGGCCCCAUUCAUUCUUUCCUUUACACGGAUCAGUCGUCCUGGUCCCUUUGCAGAAAAACAGCCCCAAAGCAUGAUGUUUCCACCCCCAUGCUUCACAGUAGGUAUGGUGUUCUUUGGAUGCAACUCAGCAUUCUUUGUCCUCCAAACACGACGAGUUGAGUUUUUACCAAAAAGUUAUAUUUUGGUUUCAUCUGACCAUAUGACAUUCUCCCAAUCCUCUUCUGGAUCAUCCAAAUGCACUCUAGCAAAUUUCAGACGGGCCUGGACAUGUACUGGCUUAAGCAGGGGGACACGUCUUGCACUGCAGGAUUUGAGUCCCUGGCGGCGUAGUGUGUUACUGAUGGUAGGCUUUGUUACUUUGGUCCCAGCUCUCUGCAGGUCAUUCACUAGGUCCCCCCGUGUUGUUCUGGGAUUUUUGCUCACCGUUCUUGUGAUCAUUUUGACCCCACAGAGUGAGAUCUUGCGUGGAGCCCCAGAUCGAGGGAGAUUAUCAGUGGUCUUGUAUGUCUUCCAUUUCCUAAUAAUUGCUCCCACAGUUGAUUUCUUCAAACCAAGCUGCUUACCUAUUUCAGAUUCAGUCUUCCCAGCCUGGUGCAGGUCUACAAUUUAGUUUCUGGUGUCCUUUGACAGCUCUUUGGUCUUGGCCAUAGUGGAGUUUGGAGUGUGACUGUUUGAGGUUGUGGACAGGUGUAUUUUAUACUGAUAACAAGUUCAAACAGGUGCCAUUAAUACAGGUAACGAGUGGAGGACAGAGGAGCCUCUUAAAGAAGAAGUUACAGGUCUGUGAGAGCCAGAAAUCUUGCUUGUUUGUAGGUGACCAAAUACUUAUUUUCCACCAUAAUUUGCAAAUAAAUUCAUAAAAAAUCCUACAAUGUGAUUUUCUGGAUUUUUUUUCCUCAAUUUGUCUGUCAUAGUUGACGUGUACCUAUGAUGAAAAUUACAGGCCUCUCUCAUUUUUUUAAGUGGGAGAACUUGCACAAUUGGUGGCUGACUAAAUACUUUUUUUCCCUACUGUAUAUGUCAUGUAGGAAUCAUAUCAGAGAGGCCAAAUCUACGUCCUAUACAAAUAUCCUGGUCAAUAAUCUGUUAUCUCAAACCAUUCUCUCAUUCUCUCUGUAGAGGUUGACUGUGGUUCUCCCCCUGUCCUCCCUCACUCAGUAAUGUUGUGGGAUCAGACCACCAGGAUAGGCUCUGAGGUGGUUUAUCAGUGUAACUCUGGAUAUUACAAUGUGGGAAAGGGAAAUGUCUCAGUAUGCACUGCCAAUGGACAGUGGGACCAGACAUUUUUUAUAUGUGAAGGUAAAAUAAAUCUUCCCUCUCAACAUUACCACCUGCAAUCAAUACCUUACAAGUUAUCCAUAAUUAACCCAUAACUGAAUUAACCAAGUGCUUUAACAAAUACCUCCUAGGCCAUGUUGACCAUACCAUGGAACAAUAUUGUGUGUUCAAAAUGUAAGAUAUUAAUGUCUGCCUGAUGGAAAUGUGCAGAAAUUGCACACUGUUUUAAUGCUUUCUCUUUGUAGAGAUAAUGUGUGGUGAUCCCCCUACACUGCCCCACACUGGACAGGUGUGGAAUGGCAGCACAAUCCCUGGCAGCACUGUGCUGUUUUACUGUAAAGAGGGAUUUCAUAGAGAGGGAGGAGGGAAUAUUUCCCAAUGCACUAGAGACGGUUACUGGACAAAGGCAACGUUGUCAUGUAAAGGUAACCGUUUUGCCACACAAUACUUUGUCACAUAUUCUCUUGUGAAACCUCUUUUGAGAUGUGCUGUAAUCUAUAUGUCAUGUAGGAAUCAUAUCAGAGAGGCCAAAUCUACUUCCUAUACAAAUAUCCUGGUUAAUAAUCUGUUAUCUCAAACCAUUCUCUCAUUCUUUCUGUAGAGGUUGACUGUGGUUCUCCCCCUGUCCUCCCUCACUCAGUAAUGUUGUGGGAUCAGACCACCAGGAUAGGCUCUGAGGUGGUUUAUCAGUGUAACUCUGGAUAUUACAAUGUGGGAAAGGGAAAUGUCUCAGUAUGCACUGCCAAUGGACAGUGGGACCAGACAUUUUUUAUAUGUGAAGGUAAAAUAAAUCUUCCCUCUCAACAUUACCACCUGCAAUCAAUACAUUACAAGUUAUCCAUAAUUAACCCAUAACUGAAUUAACCAAGUGCUUUAACAAAUACCUCCUAGGCCAUGUUGACCAUACCAUGGAACAAUAUUGUGUGUCCAAAAUGUAAAAUAUGAAUGUCUGCCUGAUGGACAUGUGCAGAAAUUGCACACCGUUGUAAUGCUUUCUCUUUGUAGAGAUAAUGUGUGGUGAUCCCCCUAUACUGCCCCACACUGGACAGGUGUGGAAUGGCAGCACAAUCCCUGGCAGCACUGUGCUGUUUUACUGUAAAGAGGGAUUUCAUAGAGAGGGAGGAGGGAAUAUUUCCCAAUGCACUAGAGACGGUUACUGGACAAAGGCAACGUUGUCAUGUAAAGGUAAUGAAUAAGACUUUGUCACAUGUUCUCUAGUGAAACCUCUUUUGAGAUUUGCUCUAAUUUAUGUAUGAAUCAUAUCAGAGAGGCCAAAUCUACUUCCUAUACAAAUAUCCUGGUGAAUAAUCUGUAAUCUCAACCAUUCUCUCUGUAGAGGUUGACUGUAGUUCUCCCCCUGCCCUCCCUCACUCAGUAAUGUUGUGGGAUUAGGGCACCUGGAUGGGCUCUGAGGUGGUUUAUCAAUGUAACUCUGGAUAUUACAAUUUGGUAGAGGGAAAUGUAUCAGUAUGCACUGCCAAGGAACAGUGGGAACAGACAUAUUUUCUAUGUGACGGUAUUACAUUAGUGAUUUCUGUGUGGUCAUGAUACAUUAAUAACAAUGACGUAUGAUACCAAAUCUUAUAGAACCACUAUCCUCAUUUCAAAUUAUAGAGAUUGACUGUGGGGAGCCAGUGUUUAUAUCCCAUGCUAAGAUGCUA
Messenger RNA from Coregonus sp. 'balchen', 15354 nucleotides. NCBI's taxonomy places the organism in Eukaryota, Metazoa, Chordata, Actinopteri, Salmoniformes, Salmonidae. The record is from the annotation of a GenBank genome assembly.